Molecule: messenger RNA, 2153 nt
Organism: Carica papaya (papaya)
Lineage: Eukaryota; Viridiplantae; Streptophyta; Magnoliopsida; Brassicales; Caricaceae
Source: RefSeq, a predicted model, not a curated record
AUGGAAAUUAAACACUGCUGCCAUGAGCAUCCAUUGAUCCUCUCUGAAACACAAUGUGACAACAUAGUUUGUGAUGGAUGUUUUAAAGACUUCUCAGGUCAAACUUACAGUUGUAAUCAGUGCAGUUUUUUCCUUCAUAGAUCCUGCUCCCAGCUUCCAUCAGAGAUUAAAUGCUUCCUUCAUCGAUGUUCUCUUACUCUGCAACUAGGAUCCCAUGGCAAGGAUAUUAUUAAUUGCUAUGGCUGCCGGAAAAUUCACAAGGGCUUCUACUACCAUUGUCGCCCGUGCCAAUUCACUCUCGGUGCUGAAUGUGCCCUGCAACCACCUCUCAUACCUGCUGAAUGUGCCCUGCAACCCCAACCCGGGCCUGAUGAUCCACUGCAGAUUCUUCAUUUUUGCCAUGAGCAUCCACUAGCACUUAUCCAGAAUUUUUUUAAUCAAAUUGGUUGCGAGGUAUGUAGACUUCCCUGCUCAGAUAUGGAAAGCUGGGGUUGCGAAGAAUGCAACAUGUUCUUUCAUAACUCUUGCAUAGACAAGUUACCGCAAAAGCUGCAUCACUUUUUCCAUCCAUGUCUUCUUGUUCUGGUCUCAACCAUGUCUGAUUUCACUUGCUCUGUUUGUCAUAAUCCACACUCCGGUUUGAGAUUCAGAUGUGGGGAUUGUGAGUUCAACCUGGAUGUUGAAUGUGCUUUGCUAUCAACCAUGAAAGACCAAGGGGUAGAGCAGAUAGAGCAUUUUAGCCAUGGACAUCCCCUGAAAUUCCAUAACAGUGUUGAGGAAUAUGGCAGAGCAAGAGGAUUUUUUCCUGCCUGCAGUGUUUGUGGUCUGGAAUUCGAUUCGGGUUCUUUCUAUUUUUGUGAGAGAUGCCACUUUUAUAUGCAUAACACCUGUCAUGAAUUUGCAAUAGCAGGGAAAAUAUCAUGUUCUAAAUUGCCAAGACAAAUCAAGCAUCCAUCUCAUCCUAUCCACCCUCUUACUAUCCAAGUCCUUACCAAUUAUAUUUCAUCGCCUAUGUGGCCUCCACUUUGUGCUGUUUGUGAGGAAGAGACAAGAGGCUUCUUCUACGGCUGCUCCACAUGUCGGCUUUCUCUGCACAUUGGAUGUGCUACCUUAAAGCCAUCUGUUAAAUUUGGUGAUCAUGGCCACCUGCUAAUUUUGUUUCAGGACACAAGAAUGCAACGCUUCUGUGAAAUUUGUAGGAGGCAAUGCAAUGGAUUCCACCUCCUGUGUGUUGAGUGCCGGAUCAAUUUCCAUCUUCACUGUCAUCCCUCAAUGCCUCGUAUCAUUAAACACAGAUGUCAUGUGGAUCCUUUGAGUUUCACUGAACUGCCUGUCCCCGAUGAUUUGAAGCCUGAUGAUGAAUUUUACUGUGAUGUAUGUGAGAGUUUAAGAGACCCAAAGGACCCUGUAUAUUACUGUGCGGAAUGUGAUUUUGUUGCUCAUGUUGACUGUGUCAUUUCAGAGGUGUUGCCCCAAAUCAUGGAGAAUGCAAGUGCUACCGAGGAGAUGGGAGAUCACAUUCUUGCAGGACUGGACAAAGAGACCUGGCAAUUUCGAGCAUGGGAAGAGGGAAAAAAGAAGCUUUUAAAGUCCAUGGAAGAUGAAAGACAAUAUCUUGAAGAGAAAAAAAGAGUAAUAGAAGAAGAACUAGUGUGGAAUGCACUAUUUGCAGAGAUAAUAAACCAAUAUAUAGAGUAUCAAACAAGAAAUUUGAAGGAACUUGAGGAUGAACGUCGAAAACACAUUACAUCUACGGCAUCAAGUGUGAAGAACAAACGUCCAGUGACACAGGAGUCUGGUGGGAAGAAAGACUUAAAUUCAUCUCAGAGUCUGCGACAAGCUGACCCCAGAUUAAGGAUUUUGGUUGAUCUAUAUAGAGCUGCCGCCAUAGAAGAAAUAAAAGCUUUGCAGAAUUUCAUGAAAGGAAAUUCAUAGGUACUAUGAAUGUUUCAUUCAUAAAUUGUGUUUGGCGACCAACCAUUGACAUGAAAAUAAUGUCUUUGCCGAAAGAUUGUUUUUGUUUUAAGUUAUAUUGAAGGGUUGAGAAUUUUGCUAUCAACCAAAGGAGAUUUAUUUUAUUUAAGCUUAUGUUUUAUAUCAUUUGGUUUUUAAAUUGUAGUGAGCUUGUGUUAAUGUAUAAUGUUGUUUUGGUA